Messenger RNA from Epinephelus lanceolatus (giant grouper), 904 nucleotides. RefSeq names its product chymotrypsin-like elastase family member 3B. The record is from RefSeq and is a predicted model, not a curated record. Gene Ontology annotation, molecular function: serine-type endopeptidase activity. Lineage: Eukaryota; Metazoa; Chordata; Actinopteri; Perciformes; Serranidae. Gene Ontology annotation, biological process: proteolysis.
UGGACUGCUGCCCAUAAAUAGCUCUGCAUGAUAAACCGGCUCUUUUGGACAAAUAAGAGAUGGAACUGGUACUUGUGCUCCUCCUGCUUGUUACAACGGUGUCUGGGUGUGGUGUACCCAGCUACAAGCCCAACACCGGCCGCGUGGUGAAUGGGGAAGAAGCCCGUCCAUACAGCUGGCCAUGGCAGGUUUCUCUGGAGUCAUUCUUCCCCACUUGUGGUGGAACUCUAAUUGCUCCUGACUGGGUCUUGACUGCUGCACACUGCAUCACAUUCCACACAUACAGGGUGGUUCUUGCUGAGCAUGACAUGAACAAGGAGGAGGGACCUGAACAGUCCAUUAUGGUGGCGAAAAUGUUCAUCCACCCCAAAUGGAACGACAACUGUGUGUCUUGUGGGAAUGACAUUGCCCUGCUAAAGCUGGAGAAAAGUGCUGUUAUCAAUGACAAGGUCCAGCCGGCUUGCCUGCCACAGCAUGGUGCCACUCUCGCCCACAACCAGCCCUGCUAUGUCACAGGCUGGGGUCGUCUCUCCUCCGGUGGUCCUCGGGCGACUACACUCCAGCAGGCCCUACUCCCUGUGGUGGAUCACACUGUCUGCAGUCAAAGUGACUGGUGGGGCAGCUCAGCAAAGACAACUAUGGUCUGUGCAGGAGGAGAAAGCAAGUCAGCCUGCCACGGCGACUCUGGAGGCCCACUGAACUGUGAGGGCAGAGAUGGUAAGUGGUAUGUGCAAGGAGUGACCAGUUUUGUGCACGGAAAGGGCUGCAAUACUCCAAAGAAACCCACUAUGUUCACCCGUGUGGCCACUUUCAUACCCUGGAUCAGUGAGACCAUGGCCAAAAACUGAAAAAGUCCCCACGACCAAAGAAGUGACUGGACAAUAAACUGUAUAAUGACAUUAUA